AUUCUCUGCAUGCAGUGGAUCAAGAGCUUUAUCGUCAUUUCUGCAAGAUAUUGUAAGUGGAGGGCCACAUAGAUUGUUGCCGAUGAAACUCGACUCAUUCAAUCCUCGAAUCUGGGUGCUUUCUGGGAUUCUUCCAGUCAAGUGGUUAUAUGACAAAUUGAAGCUACUCAAAAAAGACAUGGUUGUGAUGCUACUUGGAAUCUCACCCGAUAAUGAGUUGAUUGAGAAAUCAAGAGAUUCGAGUUGCUUCAUGUUUCCAAUGUUGUCUGGGAUGGAUCCUGUUAAAAGAUUUCGCGACAGGUUCAGGAUUCUGAGUUCCACCAGACUUGUUACCUCUCUCGGGAUGUCACCAGACAAGAUGUUGUUUGAAAGUAAGGUUGUUGAGGCAGGUAGGUAUUCUCCCGGAAAGCCUAUUAUGAGAGAGAUCCAAGAUUUG
Striga asiatica is the source of this 436-nucleotide messenger RNA. The record is from the annotation of a GenBank genome assembly. Lineage: Eukaryota; Viridiplantae; Streptophyta; Magnoliopsida; Lamiales; Orobanchaceae.